This is a messenger RNA of Suillus clintonianus, 1566 nucleotides long. RefSeq names its product RNI-like protein. Gene Ontology annotation, biological process: SCF-dependent proteasomal ubiquitin-dependent protein catabolic process. Gene Ontology annotation, cellular component: SCF ubiquitin ligase complex. The record is from RefSeq and is a predicted model, not a curated record. The transcript has 7 exons. Lineage: Eukaryota; Fungi; Basidiomycota; Agaricomycetes; Boletales; Suillaceae. The coding region runs from base 1 to 1566 and encodes 521 amino acids.
AUGUCGAAACGGAAGGCGGAACCCUCCCGACGAGUUGCAAAACGACGGAGGGGAGGAGUCCCUGCCUUUGGUGCAGAAAAUGAGGAUGACCAGGUCAAUCUAGCAUCGGGCAUCUCCACAGCAUCUGCCUUUUCCACUCGCUCUUUGCUGUCUACUGGCUCAAUACCUAAUCUUUCCGCAUUAUGUGCACGCUCCUUUGUCGCAAACCUGCAGGCACUACACGAAACUCGUGAUGAUUGGGAAAACACGUUCAAGUGGCUGAAACUUAUGCCUGACAAUUUGGUGCCCAAACUGUUCGCCAUGCUGAGAUCCUCCUGUCCACAAAUACUUACCAAUACAAUGAUAAUUGACUACUUUUUACGAGGCCCGUCGAUCGUAUUGACCAGCGACAUCCCAGUAAUAAAUAGAAUCACCUUUUUGGAAGUUGCUUAUGCUGGCAAUUCACUGCAUGAGCUGCACCUUACGGGAUUCGCUAAAUUCGCCGACUCUGUCUUCGCAGCUAUCCUGCCUUCCGUGCCGUCCCUCAAAGUCUUGGUUCUUCGUGGUUGCGCUAAAGUGGGGUCCGCCACUGCGGAAGCCGCCGCACGGUCUUGCCAUUUGCUUUCAACCGUCAACUUUAAUUACACUACCGUCCCGCCCGUGGCACUCGUCCCACUCCUUAAAGCUUGUUCUGACCUUAAGGUGCUGAAGCUCGCCGGGAUACCGAACUGGACCGACGCAACCUUUGCCAAAUUAUCUUCUGCGGUAUUCCAAGAUGAUAGUUUCAUGCUGAGGAAUAUGAGUACAUUGAAACUACGUCAAUUGGGCCUUUCAGAAAGCUCAAUUUAUUCCUUCUUGGCCCGCUGUCCGAACCUCACUCGGCUGGACCUCUCCUUCACGCACGUCCACCGACCACUACCGGUUGUGUUAGCAGAGGCGAGAAUUGAGAAGCUGUCCUUGACAUCCACUGCGAUUUGCAGCACCGAUGUUGUGGCGCUCAUCUCUAGUCUUCCUCAUCUGAAAUCUCUCGCUCUUGGGGCCCUUGGCGGUGGGCAAGGGUCUUCGGUAGCUAUUGGGAAUACCUCUGCGAUGACGAUGACGGACCAAACGCUGGAUUCAUUGACAGACGUGUUGAAGGAUUUUGGGCAACUCGAAAAGAUUAGUUUGGUCGGAAAUACAAAACUAGGGGUCGCUUCUCGUGGUGGUGGAGCCGCCCUCGAAUACUUCAUUCGAUGCGUCGGAAGGAAAUGCAAGUACCUCAACUUGUCAGGUGUGCAUCACCUACAGUCCCGUCAUCUCGCUGGCCUCUUUCCGCAAGACGAUGAAAAUCAACCACCCAGACUCGAACAACUCAUUCUCAACAACACUGGUGUGGACGAUGAAGCCGCACCUUAUUUGGCAUGUUGUUCAAAUCUUGUGGCGCUUGAACUAGCGGGCACAAAAAUAAGCAGUGCUGGUCUCUUUUCUGUUGUCGACAACUGCCCUAAACUACAAACGUUGAACCUUACAAGCUGUAGGGGGGUAAGUGUGACUAUUAGACGUCGUUUUUUCGAGGCGUGGGAGGACAACUCAGCGGAGACUCGUUGA